AUGAAGGAACCCAAGGACGACAAGGCCAAGCUGAGAAAGCGGCUCAAUACUAUUAUGAAGUUUGUUGCCAGAAGUGAAAUCACUGGCGACGAUUUUUUCGGCUUGGUCAAUGAGGUUGCACACAAGAGCCUGAGCUGUAAGGCCAUGCAUUCUGUCAAGGACCUAACCACUGAGGCGAAGAUUACCCAUCAAGACAGCGAGGAAGAAGAGGAAGAGGAAGAGAAAGUGACAGUUGCAGACAGAAAGGAUACGAACGCCGACCUCGAGCAAAAGCUUGCAGAUAUGUCCAGGAGAAUUGCAGAAGUGGAGAAUCAACCUAUGGUGAAAAAGAAGAAGGCAGCAGAGCUCAAGAUGGAGCUUGCAGACACGGCGAAGAGACUGGCCGAUGUGGAGAAAACGCUUGCGAACAGCAUUAAGAAGGAGGGUGACUUGGAGAAGAGCCUGAAGGAAACAACAAAGUCUCUCACAAUCGUGCAGAAGUCGCUUGUGGACCUAAAAGAGGCCACCGAGAUGCAGACCAAGAACAGAAGUGCAUCGGGAGUUCUUGGUAAUACGCAAAGCUCGACCUCCCGUGGAGUUGCCAGCAUGGCAGAUACAUUUUCGCACUAUGUAGACACUCAGCCCAGAUAUUCAGGCAACCGACCUCGCUACGAAGGCACUGAGUCCCCCUACCAAGUCCACCUAUCCAAGCUCUCAGUUCAAGUAUUCUAA
Phaeoacremonium minimum UCRPA7 is the source of this 711-nucleotide messenger RNA. RefSeq lists its product as hypothetical. NCBI's taxonomy places the organism in Eukaryota, Fungi, Ascomycota, Sordariomycetes, Togniniales, Togniniaceae. The transcript is spliced from 2 exons. The record is from RefSeq and is a predicted model, not a curated record. The coding region runs from base 1 to 711 and encodes 236 amino acids.